ACCCAGCAUUCUAGUGGCCCAUCUUGGAGAGCAUGACACCACUGCCGAUGAGGGCACUGAGCAACAUAUACAGGUGGCCAAAGCCAUCCGGUUCCCGAAGUACAACGAGCGCACCACGGACAAUGACAUCAUGUUGGUGAAGCUGGCCCAGCCAGCCCGGUUCAACGCCUACGUGCAGCCCAUCCCUGUUGACAGCAGCUGCCCUGUGCCUGGGACGGUGUGCCGGGUCUCCGGCUGGGGCAACCUCCUCACCUCUGGGGUUCAGUACCCGGCUGCCUUACAGUGUCUGAAUGUGCCCAUCCUCUCUGACUCUGCCUGCCGUGCCUCCUACCCCGGCCGCAUCACCACCAACAUGUUCUGUGCUGGCUAUCUGGAGGGGGGCAAAGACUCUUGCCAGUUGCAGAAGGGGGCAUUAGACACUGUUCCAUGUCAGCUGGGCAUCUAUGAGGCCAUUCAGGAUAAAUUCUAA
Molecule: messenger RNA, 469 nt
Organism: Pelodiscus sinensis (Chinese soft-shelled turtle)
Lineage: Eukaryota; Metazoa; Chordata; Testudines; Trionychidae
Source: RefSeq, a predicted model, not a curated record